GUAUAUCUACGAAUGAUGUGAGUCCUUCUGUGGCUGAUAGAUCAUGUUUCAGCCCAAGAGAAAAAGCAAGAUGACAGUGUAAAGAAGGUUGACGAUGUUUUCAACAAGAAAUAGAGAAUUAACAACAGCUCCGUACUACUUCCCGCUAGUUCUUGAAAACCUUGGAAAAACAGAUAUCUCCUCCAUGUUCGAACUCGCAAGUAAGCCAUUGAGCUGAACCUUUAGCCGAUACUGUUAUUGUGUGUGGAACGAUGACUGGAGAUUACAACACCUUCUCAACUGAUACUUUUGCAUUGAAAAUGGAUUACCUUGGAAAAAUUCAGGCAAUGAAAUUCUACAGAACAGCCAUUGACAAUCCUACUGAAGUUAACUGCAACAAAGGGUCAUCUGGGUUCUUCAUGUUUCUUAAAUCGUCUGCAAAUCUAAUUGCUGCUCAAAUUGACAGCAAUUUGGAUGUAACGUACUCUUCGACCACCCCAGUGACUUCUACAUUUUUGUUGGCACACACCUCUUCAACUGAUAAACAUGCUGUGUACUUCUCAGAGACUAAUGGAGAUGUGUACAUGCUCUGCAUGAAUGGAAUUACAGAUACUGCUCCAAGUAGUCUCAACUUCAAAAACAAUGGGUCUCCUCUUACUCACUCAUCAAAUGUGCUUGAGACAGGAGCUUACCAGGUUGGCUUCAUGUCUGAUGGCCCGAGUGGCAAUACAAGGCAGCUUUAUUACAAAGUAAAGACAGAAGAUUGUAGCAAUGUCACCUAUGUUGAGAGAUACAAUUCUCUCCAAUACAUUCUCCAAGACCAUAGAUACCUUCAAUUAGUCAGUUUAUCAAAUGGGGAAAUGGCUGGGAACGGAUGGGAUCCAAGUGACUUAGUCACACCUAGUGGAGCCUUCUUCUUUACAAUAUUUGACCCCAAUGAUUUGACAACUGUUUAUAUGAGAUGGAAGUUAACCUAUUUUAAGCCAAUGGUUACGAACUCAAUACAUGUUGCUGGAGCUGAGAAUAUAUACACUGUUGGACAUGACAGUUCGAAAAUUUUGAUCUCAUUGUGAGUAUAUAAUGCAACAUCGCGUGAUGUAACAAUGAGUUUAUUCAAAAGCUUGGCUGAUGCAAAUCCAGGCUCUCUCAGCACUCUUCUUUACUCCAGUGGAUACUACUAUGCUUCAGUUGGAGGUACUGGAUUUGGUUCAGACAUUUCUCAUGAAAAUGCAGCAAUCUUAAAAUUUGGUCAAGCCUUGGUUAACCACCAGUCAUGAUACUCCUUCGCUUCAGAAACAAGUCUUGGUCUAUUCUCUACCCAAACUUUUACAACAACUACUCUGGAUCCAGCAGUCCAUUGAGAAGGCAACUUUACAGUGGUAGCAAUGACUUCUGUAACAAUCAUUGUCGAUGAUAAAUACACCACUUCUCCAUAUUAUUUUAAAGCUGAUGAAGCUAAGUUGGAAACGGCAGGAGUUAACAAUUGCUCUCUAGUUAUACCAUCUGUAACUAGUAAUAUAAUUGCUUCUGAUUAUACUUAUUACUCUACUACUGGCUCAUUCCAGUGGGGUAUUGCUACAGGCGACAGUCCUUCUAAUAUACCUUACACAAUCUCCUUGUUUACCAACGGUACUAACACAACUGUGCCUGUAAUAAUAACAGUCGACGACUUCACAUUCACAGCAGAUCAAAAAAUCAAAUAUCACAUAGACACCACUGCCUUAGGGAUCUGGUAUGAUACUCAAAUAACAUACGAGUUCAACUUCAAAGUGAUUGUAUGGGAUCUUCCUUUAGCAUCCACCGCAGAUCUUAUUUUCACCCGCACCAUCAAAAACGAUCCUAUCAUCACAACUCCUGUUACUAAUCUUUCUCUUCGCGCUGGAGAAUUCCACGAAGUGACUCUUGCCUUCCAGACAAACAAGUCUGUCACCAAUGCUGCAGGAGGCAUUUAUUAUGAAUGUCUUGAUAAGAUCACAAUGACUGCUUCAAGUAUUUGCACAGUAGAAACCUCUGGAAAAACAAUUCAGACCCUAAAUUUAGCAGAUGGAGGGACUACCAAGGAAUUUAUGAUGAGAGUUUAUUAUGAUCCUUCUACUCCUCGAGACUAUGAUUUUAAUGUGACCUUUGCUGCUAACACAGCCCCUUAUUUUUCCUCUACUCUUGCUCAGCAAUAUGUUAAUUGUGGGUACAGCAUCACUAUCACAAUUCCUUCAGGAGUUGAUGAUCAAGGUGAUUCUUUCUAUUAUGAUAGCCACGAUAUUCCUGCUCCAGCAUCUUCUUUUACCAAUACAUUUUCUAAUAAUAAUCCAACUUUGGAUGUAACUAAUAUUGGCUGAACAAAUGCAGGCGAUCAUAUCUACACUUGGAAAGUAGUUGAGAAUGGAACUAAUGCACAGAUUUUUACUACUCUCCCUUUCACACUUUCGGUCAACUACUUACCUAAAUUUAAUUUCACAUUCCCAAAUGUUGUAUACAGAAUCUAUGUAAAUGAGACUACAUUUGGAAGUCCUCUAUUUUGAGCUGAAGAUGGACCAGAUGGCAAUCCUAUAACUGUUAACCAUACAAUUUCUCCAUCACCCCCAAGCACAAUGCUGACUCUUUCAACAUCUUCUGAGUGUAUGUUUACUUUCAGUGCAAUAAACAACUCGUUUGCAGGAGUUUACACUGUGACACUUCAUGCUUAUGAUGCAUUGGCAACUGCAAGUCAGCAUAAUAGCGUCAGCUUUAUUUUGACACUUCAAGCAAAUCAAGCUCCAGCAAAUAUUACUACUAUGGCUGAUCAAGCUGUUUCCACUCCAAUUAACUCUGAUGCUGGAACUUACGUUGUUACUGUUACUGCUAGUGAUGGAAAAGUGGAUACAGCAAAUGGAACUUCAAAUUUUAAUGUAGUAUUUAAUGCAAACACUAAGCCUAUUGUAAAUCAAACACUCACUAAUAUCGUGUUUGUUGAAGGGAGAGCAAACACUCAUACUCAUGUAGUGAAUACAUUUAGCGAACCUAAUUCUGAAGCAAUGUCUAUAACAGGUUCAUUUACUCCAGUAGCUCCAUUCUUAAGCUAUAACAAUCUGACUCGAGUUAUUUCAGGGUCUCCUGCUUAUGCUGAUAUUGGAACUUACACAUUUACUCUGACAGCAGUUGACCCUUGGCCAGAUACUGGCUCAACCACACAAAGCAUGACAAUAACUAUCGAAGAAAGCUUACCCCCAGUUUCUUCAGAGACAUUUGUAAAUAUCUCCCAGUUUGCUCUAUCCCAAGUAUCAAUAGACUAUGAUGAAACACUUGUAACUGAUCCAAAUGGAGAUACUAUUUCUUUUGAUCUAACUCAUAACACUACCGGAUCAUGGGCCACAGUAAAUGCUCCUUUAAUGAAAUUAACAGGAACUCCUACAAACUCAGAUAUCGGAAAUUUCACUAUAAACUUCAGAGUUUAUGAUGCAUUUGGAAAGGAGACUACUUACACUAUGAAUCUAGAGAUUAUUUUUAAUAACGGACCGGUGUACACAGGACCAACUGCAUUAGAAUACGAUGGGUUUGGACUUCAUCCAUUUUCUCUGAAUUUAAGUACAAUAUUCAAUGAGCCUGAUGGACAAGAUCUAACUUGGACUUUGACAUCUGUUGGUGGAUAUCUAACUUGGCUAUCUGUAGACAACACUACUAAUAUACUAUCUGGCACUCCUAAUCAUCUAACCUUUGACUAUAACCAAUCUUUGGUUAUUAAUGCUUUUGAUCCAAAUGGUCAGACUGCAACUAAACAAAUGCACUUUAACAUAAAAUCCAAUACAUUUCCUUCUCUUUCUGGAGUUCCCUCUACUUCCAUAAACUGAUACGAAGGUGUCCAAUGAGACUAUGAUUUCAGCACAUACGCAGCGGAUGAAGCCGGAGAUACCAUUCAGUACAAUGAUACUUUCAGUAAUCCUGCCAUGGCCUGAAUGACCUUUGAUAAAGUUGCAGGUACUUUCUCAUGUAUGCCUACAGUUUCAGAUGUGUCUGCUACCGCAUAUUUAUUGCAUGUAUAUACUAACGACCAAUACAAAUCUAUCAAUGGAGAAACUAAUACAACGUUUUCUGUUUAUAUCAACCCUAACAGAUCUCCCCAGUUGAAUACAGCAUUUCCAAAUUUGACUCUUGUUGCAGGAGAAAGUAUAAAUUAUACAUUUGCAUCUGAUAUGUUUGUCGAUCUUGAUGGUGAACCAGUUACAUAUACAAAAUCAUACCCAUCGUCAGACCCUUCAAGCUGGCUAUCUUUUAAUGAUUCUACUCGCACUUUUAGUGGAUUUGCAGCUGUAAACUCUGCUGUUGGGACAUAUAUAAUUACUAUAUAUGCAGACGAUAAUAACACAAAUUCAGCAGCAAGAACUACCAACUUUACAAUCACAGUAACCCAGAACUAUAUUCCUCAACUAGAUCAAGGUUUACCAGCGGCUACAGCAGUGUCCGUAUUCUAUGAAUUCAGCUAUUCAGUUCCUACAGACGCUUUUAAAGAUAUUGAGAACGACCCUAUGACUAUCAGAGUAGAACUAGUCCCUCCAGAUUUUACAGUGACUUACACUCCUGGCGAUAGAACAGUCCGAGGUACCCUCACAGACAACACAAAGUAUGGAGAUUUCAUCUUAAAGUUCCAUGUUGAAGAUAACUGGAAUAUCUCGACGUUCACAGAAAAUUUACCUAUUCGAAUAGAUAAAAAUGAUCAGCCAAUUAUUAACUUUAAUGCUCCAGAUCCUUCAUGAAUCAUUGCUCACUAUGCGCUAGAUUACUCAGUUCCAAAAUCAUCUUACUCUGAUGAUGAGGGGGAAACUCUAUCAUACAGUCAUAGUGUGAAUGAUGUAAAAGGAGCAUGGAUUUCUCUGUCUGAGAAUACCACACAUCUCUUAUUUUCUGGGACCCCAGACAAUAGCCAGUUCGGAAAUUAUACCCUCACUAUAAUAAUUAGAGAUACUAACCCGAGUUUGAGCCCCAGUGAAGAUAAUGUGACUAUAUGAGUAAUAGAAAAUCAAGUUCCUUACUUAAGUGGAACUCCUACUUCUCCUUCCAAUGUUAUUGUAGGGUUCCCCUUCAUUUAUCAUUUUGAUCUGAGUUGGGUUAGUGAGCAUGAGAGUGAAGCCCUGACCCACCAGUGAUCUAUCACCCCAUCUCCUGGAUGGAUAACAUGCAGUCAAAAUGCAACACAUGUUUCAUUUACUGGGACUCCUAAUUCUAAUUCUUUUGUUGGACAGUAUGAACUAAGUAUUAACAAUAUUGAUCCUCAUGCCGAUGUUAAUAAUUACACUUGGACAAUGAAUUUUACAGUAAAUACAAAUCAUCCAACGAUAAUGAGUUCUGUAGAAAACAAAGAGUUAUUAGUUCCUGAUUCAUUGACAUGGAGCUAUGGAGCAGGAAUUGCUAGUGAUCCUGAAGGUCUUUCUUUCACUAACAUAAUAAAAUUAAAUGGCAGCACUACAAUUCCUUCAUGGCUAAUAAAUGAUCCUGAUACGUUUAGUUUCAGUAUUGCAUCAACAACUAAUUCUUAUGCAGGAGUGCACACAGUAACAUUAGCGACAGAUGAUGGAUUUAACACACCAACCGAAGCCAAUUUUACACUAACAAUAAAUGAGAAUCGUGGUCCCGUGAGGAACAAAGUUAUCGGUAACCCAUCAGUAGUCAACUAUAAUCUCUUACAUUUUGAAAUGGAUCCAGUAGAUGUAUUGUUCACAGACCCAGAUGGUAGAGCUAUGACAUCGAUGCUUAGACAAGCAGAUGAUGGUCCAAUCCCAUCUUUUUUGACCUUUAACAGCAUGAACAACACUCUGUAUGGCACACCAGAAAUCAUUCAUGUUGGAGUCUGGGAUCUAGAGUAUAUAGCUACCGACGACUUUGGUCAACAAGGAGUUAUUUCUUUCAAAGUAAUAGUAAAGCCUUGUUAUUUCAAAUGUAAUAACUGUACAACAGAGGAUUAUAAUCAAUGACAGGGAUGCUUUUCAGGGUAUUUCCUUCAAUAUGAACAAUGAAAAACAGAGUGAACUGGAGCAUAUUGGCCCAAUACUCUCACCAAUAAAUGUGAAGAGUGUCAUUCAUAUUGCUCUCUUUGUAAAGAUGGUACAAGUAUUAACUGCCAAACCUGAGCAGAAGGUUAUUUCUAUCUGGAUAAUGCUUGAUAUGAAACAUGUCCAGAUGGAUAUUACGGAGAUACUGUUCGUUGGACUUGAAACCCCUGACACGAAGCAUGCACUAAAUGCUUUGGCUCUGAAAGGACUGAAUGUACAGAAUGAGAUAGAACUUUGUUUUACUCUUUGACAGGAACAACUUGCAACAAAGUAACCUGAGUACCAAGUUAUUACCUCAACACUACUGAUUUAUCUUGCUACCCCUGUGGCACUGGCUGAGACAGAUGAGAAUAUCCUGAUGUUAACAAUUGCUUGGCUUGAGAUAGUGUUCACAAGAUGCUCAUUCCUGGUACAUGUACUCAUUGAAAUAAUGUAACAGGCUACUCUCUUAAUGAUUUUGGAGUUUGAAAAGAAAUCUGUGGAGAUGGCCUGUUUAUGGGGGAAUAUGAAUGAGACGAUGGUAACCUUGUGAACCUUGAUGGAUGCUCAAAUAACUGAGAAAUAGAAAUUGGAUAUAAAUGUAAUGGUACCACCUGAUAUGAAAUUAUAAACCCAACAGCAAUUCUUUCAAGAGUUAGCUCUGAAAAUACGUGCACAUUGACUUUCAGUGAACCAGUAAAAUUUAGUGAUUUUGGUGAUUUUAACAAAAGCUUAAAAGCAUACAUAAGAGGACCAAAGUCUCCCUACACUUUUAAAUAUUCCAUCGAUGAGCCUGAAGCUCUCAAGCAAGCUACAAACUUCACUUCAAUCCAAGUUAAAGUGCACCAAAUAUCAUCAAGGAUUGAAGGAGGAGGAAUUGAAAAGAUAGAGUUCUGGUUCCAGAAUCUCACUGCAGUGACUGAUGUUGUUGGAAAUAGUAUGACUGGAGGCAAGAUUUCGGGCAACCUUAAUUACUAUGAUUACAUUUCUCAAAAAGAAAAAGAACGAGCUGAAUCUGGAGGAAGUAGCAUGAAGUACAUGCUAAUGACUAUGUUCUCAACUAAUUUGUUGUUAAAAGUCAUAAUAUCAUCUUCUGCAGCACUGAUGUGGUCACUGAUCCAUGCUCUUCAAGUCUUUAGGUAUAUCCUCAUGAUCAAUAUUGAAAUGCCAAAGAUGGUAGAUAUCUUAAUGAAGUAUCUUGCUGUGGUUGUUGGAGAAAUUGAUGAACUUGAAUCCAUGGUCCCAGACUGGUUCUCUCAAUAUAUUGUUAAUGCGACUGAUCUCUCUGUCAACAUAACCUUGUAUAAUAGAUUCGAAGUCAACGGAUAUGACACUCCAUUUUUAGCACUGCUGUUCAGCCAACAGAUGACUAUUAUAUUCGGGUCGUUUAUAGUAUCUCUUCCAAUUGUUUAUUUUGGAAAGAAAUAUUUUAAGAAAAUUUCGUUUUUUAAAAGAAAAAUGGGUGAGAUUUGGACCAGCUUCUUUUGGAAUGCUCCCUUGAGAACAUUCACAGAGUUAUAUAUUGAGAUAUGCCUUGCUUUCUUCCUGAACACUCUUAAUAUUCAAUUUUUAUCUACAAGUGGGGUAAUUUGAACAUCAAUCAUGUUUGUUGUUGGUAUAUUUGUGCUAAUGUGGCCUUUCAUUCUACUCAACAUUAUCUCAACACCUCCAAAGAUUCUUAAAAAGCCAGAAUUUAAUGACAAGUAUGGAACCCUGACUGAAGACUUCAUGCUCUCAAGGACAAUGUAUCACAGAAGCUAUUACAUAAUUUUUUGAUUCCAAAGACUUCUAAUUGCAGGAAUAUUAGUCAUGAUGUACGAAAAGCCUCUUUUGCAAAUUUCCCUGUGCUUUGCAAUGCAACUUGCUUUGAUUGGAUAUCUCAUUAGAAUCCGGCCGUUCAAGAGUGAACUACAGCAAGUAAUCUGUGUAUCUGAUGAGUUCACCAUUGUCUUUGGUGUGAUAGUUCUAUACAACAUGUACAGAAAUCAAGCUAAUGUGGGUACAAACAAGAAACUUGCAUUCUUACUGAUUGGGGUGAUUCUAGCGAGUCUUCUCAAGAACUUAACUACAAUAAUCUAUAUAUCUAUAAAGAAUGGAUACCUAAAAUGCAGAAAUUCUAUCAGAAAGCGGAUCAAACAUGAUGAAAAGAAAAAGAAGCGCCUCAAGAAAGAAGCCCUCGAGAAAUUAGAAAAACUGAGAAAGCAAAGGGAGGAGCAAGAUUUAUUAGAAAAUGGGGCUAAUACUGGCACAAAGAAUUUUGAAGACCCAAACCAAUCAUUGAAAUCAAUUUCUUCUCAAAACAAUAAAUUAGAAGAAAGUAAGAGAAAUGUUUUUAUUUUUAAUAGAUUUAUCUCAAAAUUCAAGAUUACAAGUGCCAAAUAUUCAGCACAGAAAUAACAUAAAGAGCAUUCUUGAGCAAAAGAAGCUUGACGUAAUCAUUGAAGAAGAACCCAGUCCAACCUAUAUACCUAAAAUCACAGAAAAUCCCUCAAAAGAGGUUGAGGAAGUAAAGAAGGUUGCCUUAUACCCCAAACCUAAGGCACUGAGAAAAACUCGCUCUAAACCCCCUAUCCUUCCUUUAUUCUCUUCAAAUUUCAGCCCUUCUCAAAGCCCAAAUUCAAGGUAAAUUUCUUCUAAUUUCCCUAGUAAAUUUCCAAAUGUGUCAUCUAAUGCUGAAAAUCCAUCUCUGAAGAAGACCAAAGAAGCCCAUGAAGAUGACAAUACUAAGGAGAGUGGAUUAACCUCUGAGACUAGAAUGGCCAAUUACCCUUUUGGAAGCGGCUGAGACUAGCAGAUCUUAAUAUUGUUCAUUAACAACUAAUGACUCUUUAGUAAUAUUCUACUGUUCUUCUAUUUUGUGGGUUGUGAUUCCUUAGUGAUCAUAGAUUCUGGAUAGUGCGAUUUUAUGUGAAUUUAGGAUUAGAUU
Molecule: messenger RNA, 8904 nt
Organism: Moneuplotes crassus
Lineage: Eukaryota; Ciliophora; Spirotrichea; Euplotida; Euplotidae
Source: the annotation of a GenBank genome assembly